Molecule: messenger RNA, 2759 nt
Organism: Diceros bicornis minor
Lineage: Eukaryota; Metazoa; Chordata; Mammalia; Perissodactyla; Rhinocerotidae
Gene: CPNE2
Product: copine 2
Exons: 16
Coding region: 630-2276 (548 amino acids)
Biological process (GO): cellular response to calcium ion
Cellular component (GO): plasma membrane
Molecular function (GO): calcium-dependent phospholipid binding
Source: RefSeq, a predicted model, not a curated record
UCCCCCGGUUCCCGGGUCCGCGGCCCCGAGCGCACAGAGCUCAGAACUCGGAGGUGCCCGAGGCUCCCCCGGCGCCGUCCUGGGACAGGUGCGAACCAGAGGCGUUCCGAUCCUCGGAGUCCCAGCCUGGAACGUUCGGACCCUCGGAUUCCGGCCUCGAAUGAUCCGACCCUCGGGUUCUGGCCUCGAACGUUCGGGCCCCCGCGGCGCUGAGAGCCCCGAGUGCCAGGGCGCGCCAGCCGCGGGCUCGGAGCCGCGGGCCCGAGCGGGACACCGCCCCCGCUCCGCCCGUUCGGAGCGCUCGCCCCUCCAGGAAGCACCCGCCUCGUCUCCCCACUUCCCUCCCCACGCCCGCCCCCCUCGGCCGGAGGGAGGAGCCCGAGCCGCCGCCACCGCCUCCCGCCCGGCCCGGAGGAGGACCGGAGCCCGCGCGGCUGGAGCGCACGCGAGCUGGCCAUGGCCGCGCGGGCAGCGCCCUGAGCCCGUCCCGCGCCCGCGGGCCCGGCCGAGCAGGGGAGCGCCGGGGAUGCCCCGGCGGCCCGGAGCGCGGGCAGCGGCAUCCGCGCGCUGAGGGCGGCGGCGCCCGCGGGACCCGCGACUGCCAGGAACUGCUGCCGCCACCGACCCCCAUGGCCUACAUCCCGGGCAGGGGCGCCCCGGCGGCGGGGGUGUCCCCCGUGGGCUCCCAGUAUUGUGUGUGCAAGGUGGAGUUGUCGGUGAGUGGCCAGAGCCUGCUGGACCGGGACAUCACCUCCAAGUCUGACCCCUUCUGCGUCCUCUUUACAGAGAACAAUGGCAGGUGGAUCGAGUACGACAGGACGGAAACCGCAGUCAACAACCUCAACCCCGCGUUCUCCAAGAAGUUCGUCCUCGACUACCACUUUGAGGAGGUGCAGAAGCUCAAGUUCGCCCUGUUCGACCAGGACAAGUCUAGCACACGGCUGGACGAGCAUGACUUCCUGGGCCAGUUCUCCUGCAGCCUGGGCACGAUCGUCUCCAGCAAGAAGAUCACUCGGCCUCUGCUGCUGAUGAAUGACAAGCCUGCGGGGAAGGGCUUGAUUACGAUUGCUGCCCAGGAGCUGUCAGACAACCGGGUCAUCACACUGAGUCUGGCAGGCAGGAGGCUAGACAAGAAGGACCUCUUUGGGAAGUCAGACCCAUUUCUCGAGUUUUGUAAACUGGGAGAUGAUGGCAAGUGGAUGCUGGUCCACAGGACUGAGGUGAUAAAGUACACGCUGGACCCCGUGUGGAAACCAUUCACUGUGCCACUGGUGUCCCUGUGUGAUGGGGACAUGGAGAAGCCCAUCCAGGUCAUGUGCUACGACUAUGACAACGACGGAGGCCACGACUUCAUCGGCGAGUUCCAGACCUCGGUGGCACAGAUGUGUGGGGCUCGAGACGGCGUCCCGCUGGAGUUCGAGUGCAUCAACCCCAAGAAGCAGAGGAAGAAGAAGAGCUAUAAGAACUCGGGCAUCAUCAUCCUGCGUUCCUGCAAGAUAAACCGGGAGUACUCGUUCCUGGACUACAUCCUGGGAGGCUGCCAGCUCAUGUUCACCGUUGGGAUAGACUUCACAGCCUCCAACGGGAAUCCCCUCGACCCUUCCUCUUUGCACUACAUCAACCCCAUGGGCACCAACGAAUACCUGUCGGCCAUCUGGGCUGUCGGGCAGAUCAUACAGGACUAUGACAGUGAUAAGAUGUUUCCAGCUCUGGGCUUCGGGGCCCAGUUACCCCCAGACUGGAAGGUCUCCCAUGAGUUUGCCAUCAACUUCAACCCCACCAACCCCUUCUGCUCAGGCGUGGACGGCAUCGCCCAGGCGUACUCGGCUUGCCUGCCCCACAUCCGCUUCUACGGUCCCACCAAUUUCUCUCCCAUUGUCAACCACGUGGCCCGGUUUGCGGCCCAGGCCACACAGCAGCAGACGGCCAUGCAGUACUUCAUCCUCCUCAUCAUCACGGAUGGGGUCAUCAGCGACAUGGAGGAGACGCGGCACGCCGUGGUGCAGGCUUCCAAGCUGCCCAUGUCCAUCAUCAUCGUGGGCGUGGGCAACGCCGACUUCGCCGCCAUGGAGUUCCUGGACGGGGACAGCCGCGCACUGCGCUCCCACACGGGCGAGGAGGCAGCCCGCGAUAUCGUGCAGUUCGUGCCCUUUCGAGAGUUCCGCCACGCAGCGAAAGAGACCUUGGCCAAAGCUGUGCUGGCGGAGCUGCCCCAACAAGUUGUGCAGUAUUUCAAGCAUAAAAACCUGCCCCCCACCAACUCGGAGCCCGCCUGAGCGCCGGCCUGCACCCAGCCGCAGCAUGCCAGCUGGGCCCCCCGCCCGCCCCCAGGAACACCCUCCCCCAGGAACACGCACGCUCACCCUGCUUCCUCGUGGGUGGCCUUUUUUUUACCGAUCCACGUUUUUAUUUUUUACAACCGGACCUCCACCCCCAACUUCCCCCAGCCCAGCUGGGCUUCCUUUGUUGGAGUCACUGAAGAUGCUUCCAGGCCAAACUGGCUUCCUCUCCCCACCCCUGCCACUCUUAAGUACUGAAUGUACUUUGUACAAUUUUAGUGGAAUUACUAUUGUUAUUAAAGAGAAUAAAAUUUUUACAAUCAUAACUGGCUUUUUCCAAGUAACUAGAUGCAGACUCUGAAAGGAACGUGUCCCCGGUGCAUACUUUGUGUCGUAGCCUGCACCUAAUUCCUGCUGUUUUUUUAAUACUGUGACCAUGUUCUAUUUGUUAUACUCAGGGUAAUAAAGGAGUUUCAGAUG